AUGGUGCGGGUCCGAGCCGUGGUGAUGGCCCGAGAUGACUCCAGUGGGGGCUGGCUGCCUGUGGGGGGCGGGGGCCUCAGCCAGGUGAGCGUAUGUCGGGUCCGAGGGGCCAGGCCCGAGGGUGGGGCCCGCCAGGGGCACUACGUCAUCCACGGGGAGCGCCUCCGGGACCAGAAAACUACCUUGGAGUGUACCCUGAGGCCAGGUUUGGUUUACAACAAGGUGAACCCCAUCUUCCACCACUGGAGCCUGGGCGAUUGUAAAUUUGGGCUGACAUUUCAGAGUCCUGCAGAGGCUGAUGAGUUCCAGAAGAGCCUGCUGGCUGCACUGGCCGCAUUGGGUCGAGGCUCGCUCACCCCCUCCUCUUCCUCCUCCUCCUCCCCUUCCCAGGACACAGCAGAGACCCCCUGCCCUUUGACGUCCCACGUGGACAGCGACUCCUCCUCCAGUCACAGCCGCCAGGAGACGCCUCCCACCGCCGCAGCGGCCCCCAUCAUCACUAUGGAGUCGGCUUCUGGCUUUGGGCCGGCCACGUCCCCCCAGCGCCGCUGCUCCUCAGCUCAGAGCUACCCUCCGCUUCUACCGUUCACGGGGAUUCCAGAGCCCUCGGAGCCCCUGGCCGGGGCAGGAGGCCCAGGCUGGGGCGGCCGCGGCUAUGAAGAUUACCGGCGCUCCGGGCCGCCCGCGCCUCUCGCCCUGUCCACCUGCGUCGUGCGUUUCGCCAAGACCAGCGCUUUGAGGGGCGCAGCCCUGGGGCCCCCAGUGGCACUACCCGCCCCUCUGACCGAGGCUGCCCCCCCAGCGCCUCCCGCUCGCCCACCUGCGGCCCCGGCCCCAGCCCCCGCGCCGGUCCCUGAAACCCCAAGGUCCCAGAUGCUGGAAUUCUGGCCCCCAGCAAUCCUCAGAAGUACCCCUUUAUCCUAG
Molecule: messenger RNA, 924 nt
Organism: Galeopterus variegatus (Sunda flying lemur)
Lineage: Eukaryota; Metazoa; Chordata; Mammalia; Dermoptera; Cynocephalidae
Gene: SPRED3
Product: sprouty-related, EVH1 domain containing 3
Exons: 6
Coding region: 1-924 (307 amino acids)
Biological process (GO): negative regulation of MAPK cascade
Molecular function (GO): protein kinase binding
Source: RefSeq, a predicted model, not a curated record